Messenger RNA from Haemonchus placei, 504 nucleotides. NCBI's taxonomy places the organism in Eukaryota, Metazoa, Nematoda, Chromadorea, Rhabditida, Trichostrongylidae. The record is from the annotation of a GenBank genome assembly.
GGUCUCCGGCGAACUUCUCGGCACCAUUUUGCCGGUGGUGAUACGGCUUGGGAAGAACGAAACUUAGGAAGAUAUGCUACGAGUGAAACACGUUUCGUAGAGACCAUGGAAGACGUGUGUAAAAAGAAUGCAUUAAAAGAGACGGUCCAAUUCAGUGGUUUGUCAGAUCUGGAAUCUAAGUGCGCCUUCCUUGUCGAGGAGCACGAAGAAACCAUUGAAGAAUAUUACUACAAGCAUCAGUCGUCUAAUAUGACAACUUGGCUGUGUGAAUCGCGCCUGAAAUUGUGCUGCCCUGCAGGACAAUACGGCAAAGAAUGUUCGAAGUGCCCAGGUCUAGAGCAGUCAGGAAUGGCUUGUUACGGUCAUGGGAAAUGUGAUGGUGACGGGAGCAGACAAGGAAGUGGAAAAUGCAAAUGUGAUAUUGGUUACUCCGGAAAUAUGUGUAGGCAGUGCGCUCCCGACUACUUCGAGAAGGCGAAGACGAGCAAUUCUGUGGAAUGUGAA